AUGUGCCAAACCAGCGACGGAAGUGAUUGCAGUGACACAACCACACCAUCCGAAGACACAUCACUGCCGGACCAAUCGCUACAUCAGGAGCUGAUCAGUCGUCGAGUCAUUGAAUCGGACCACUCGUACGACACGCAGAGAGUAGUCGUGAAGACUACCACUUCAGACAACAUAUACCGCAAUACAGGAGCCAUUGAGGGCCACAAGAGUACGGCUAACACAACCACAACGACAGCCCCUAAUAUCGAUCAAUACUUCAGUCUAUUUGAUCCAUUGAUGGAAUGUCUGGACUCAGAGCUCUUCGGUGGAGAUCUGCGGACAAUGGCGUACGAAGAGUUGGACGACUUGGCCUACGCCAACGCCCCGACGCCAUUCAUGGCGCCCAUGGAUGACCUCCAGGGCAUCGACGCCGAAGAUCUCUUCAAUUAUGACACCAACACAAUGGCCGCCACCGAUGGCAACAACAACCCAUCGGAGAUCGACUUUAACAACAUCUUCAGCGAUAAUGAGGUCACUGUUGUUGACACCAACAGUACACCCAUUGCCGCCCCAGUCGUCGCUGCCGUCACCGCUCCGUUCACUGCCACCGCCGCCGGGCGUCAGGCGAUUGUCAUCAAACAGGAGUCGAUGGACUACGAGUCCAGUCGCGAUCGCGUCAGCCGUAAGCGUCACAUCUCUUAUCCCGAGAGCCCGUACGUCGACGAAGAAGACGACGAUAACAGCAGCGGCGAUGAGUCGGUGGCGCCGGCGAAGGGUAAGGCAAAGGUUGGCCGCAAGCCGUCCAAAGGGGGCGACAAAUGUAUGUCUCGUAACGCAAUCGCCGCGCGAGAGAACCGCGAGAAGAAGAAGCGCGAGUCGGAGGACAUGAAGCGUCGGCUGAACGCCGCCGUCACCGACAAUAAGGCUCUGAAGGCGGACAACGAGAAGAUGUGCCGCGAGCUGAAGGAGUCCAACGCCGAGAAUGAAUACCUGCGCGCCAUUAUAGCCAACAGCACUCCCAUCGCCGCGUUUAUCAAACACAUCACAAACGCCCCGAGCGUUGAGCUGAUUGGCACCCAUUUCGUGGCCGCCACUAACGGCACCGACAGCUCCAGCGCUAAGAUGGCGGCAUUGGUUGACGACAAGAAUCAACGCAAGUCGAGCCGAAUCGCCGCUAAAGUGGUGGACACUGCGGGCAUAUGUCUGCAUAUGAACAACAAUAAGGUAUCGCUCGAGUUGUGCCACAAGUGCUCCGACGCGUCGAAGAAGCACCGAAAGGGCAAAUGA
This is a messenger RNA of Medioppia subpectinata, 1266 nucleotides long. The record is from the annotation of a GenBank genome assembly. NCBI's taxonomy places the organism in Eukaryota, Metazoa, Arthropoda, Arachnida, Sarcoptiformes, Oppiidae.